Xenia sp. Carnegie-2017 is the source of this 2185-nucleotide messenger RNA. RefSeq lists its product as uncharacterized. Lineage: Eukaryota; Metazoa; Cnidaria; Anthozoa; Malacalcyonacea; Xeniidae. The transcript has 13 exons. The record is from RefSeq and is a predicted model, not a curated record. Bases 121 to 1641 code for a protein of 506 amino acids.
ACUAAAAAUGUCUUCUCGUGAGAGACUGAAGUACUCAUUUGAUGUUGCAGAGCAAGAAUUUGGUGUUCCUAGCUUGCUGGAUCCUUCGGACGUUGAAAAGAUGAAGUUGAUAAAGAACGAAUGUUGAUAUAUUUUUCUUCAUUAUAUGAAGUCCUGAAAAAUCAUGAAGUAAAAAAGCCUUUACUAAUGCCAGAGAUUUAUUACACCAUUGUGUAUUCAAUGAAAAGAGUACAAGAGAUGAUGGACAAGGUCACAGACAAAUCGACUGGCCAAGUGAGAACAAAAGAAUUGAGCCACGGGGAGUUGAAUUGUAAUGUGCUUUUACGGGAAAUUCAAAUGGAAUUAUUGGAAUUACGGAAGAUGAUUCAUCAAUUCAAUAACAGAUAUAACGAUAUCUUUCGAUUCCAAAGUUUUGAUCACGAGGAAUUUUGUCAAGUCAUGAAGGAUUUUGGUGAACUUAGUAAACGUUGGUCAGAACUUAACAACAAAAAAAUCUCAGACUCAAGAAGAAUCAUUAAUAGUGCUCAUUUAACAAUUGGAGACAAAGUUAUCGAGAUCGAAUCUGUUUCCUCCAAUGGAAUUGUCCUCAAGUACAAGAUUUUAUAUUAUGAAAUUAUCACUGUCAUCGAAAUGAUUGAAAGUAACAUUAGAGUUAUUAAGAAAGAUAAACAGAGCCAGCAGACGGCAGCAUUGAUUGGUGAGAUGAUGGAUCAGGUACAAGAAAUCAAGAUUAAACAGUUAGAAGAUCUUAUAAGUGAAGUAAACAUGGCUGAGAAUGUUGACUCAAAAGAACUUGAUGAAUUGAAUAAAGAAUUUGAAGAUUUUGAAUCUCGUCUUACACGUAUUAAGGAUUUUCUUUCAAAUACGAAUGAUGAACCCGAUGGUCCAAUCUCAACAAAUGAUAUUGUAUUAAUUUAUAAAACGUCUUGUCCUAAGAUCUUGUCAGCGGUCGAGAGACUGGAAGAGAGGAUCGAGAAGAUUCAAGCAGAGACUCCAAGCCAGCAAAACGCUAAAGAAUUGAAAGUUAUUCAAAAAAAAAUGCAAAGUAUAUCAUGUCAAAUGCAAACUGAGAUGUCAAAACAACUAAUUGAGCGAUGGUUUAUACUUGUAAAAAAUUAUAAUAAAGAAAUUAUGAGACAGCCUGUUGUUGUUCGCGAAAUCAGAACACGGCAAACUUCUCAUAGUGCUCAGUUAACAAUUGGAGACAAAGUUAUUGACAUCGAAUCUGUUUCCUCCAAUGGAAUUGUCAUCAAAUACAAGAUUUUAUAUCAUGAAAUUAUCACUAUCAUUAAAAUGCUCGAAAAUAACAUUAAAAUUAUUAAGAAGGCAGAACCAAGCCAAAAAACAGCCGCAUUACUUGAUGAAAAUAUCCAAAGGCUACACUCACUUCAAAAGACGAUUUCAGAGUUAAAUCAACUUAUGAUCGAGAUAAAGGUUGCUGAGAAUGUUGACGUGAAGGAGCUUGAACAAUUACAAAUUGAACACAAAGAUCUUAUGACACAUCUUGCUUAUGUGAACGCCUUUAUCUCAAAGGAGAAAGAGAAGCAACCAGUACUGAUUACAAAGAUUGUGUAUGAUAUAAGGAGAGAGGAAGCAAUUGUAAGAAGCUUGCAUACUCGAGUAAAAAUAAUUUUAACGUAAAAAUUGUUUUCUCAAAGACUUCAUAGCUUUUGUAAUAUGUAGCUUUACAAUCCCUUCCUUCUGGACGUUUCUUUUUAUCCAAUGUCUUGUUUGCACAUAUUCCUGAAAAAUUAAAUAGCCCUGCUUAAUUUAGAUUACACUCUUUCUUUAAUAUUGGAAAUCAUUACUAUCCCAUGCUUAUCUGCUUAUCUUUUUAUCUUCAGAGCAGAUUCCUAUUAAUUUAAAUCUCACUUAAAAACUCAGUUGGAGACAUUAUACAACGUAUUUUCGCUUUUUUUGCUUUCUUGCAGUCAUUGUAUUUAUACUUAUUGCAGUUUCUUGACUAAGAGUUUUCAAAGAUAUGUACAUUAAUACAACCUUAAUUUUACAUUUUUUUAACGUCUGCCAUGUUGAAGCUCUACUGUUGGAACUGUACAAAAGAACAUUUUAUUAUUGCCCUUGUGUACUCAUAUGGGCAAACGUAACUACUUUGGGAAUUCUAAAAAAUUGGUUUCAAGUGAAGAAUUUAUGGAAACUGAAUAAUUAAUUAUAUUGUAUUAUAAUA